Molecule: messenger RNA, 1069 nt
Organism: Brassica oleracea var. oleracea
Lineage: Eukaryota; Viridiplantae; Streptophyta; Magnoliopsida; Brassicales; Brassicaceae
Exons: 6
Coding region: 47-979 (310 amino acids)
Source: RefSeq, a predicted model, not a curated record
UUUUCUCUCUCGGAUUCUAGGGCUCCGAGCUCAGACAUAUUGCAACAUGUCUUCUUCUUACACUCAAAAACCAAACGCCAAUCUCGGGAUCCUCCUCUCCCCUCUUCAUCAACUCCGUUCUCAGUACCAGACCCAGCUUCCUCCCUGUCUCCUGGUGAAGAGCAUUUUUGAUUCCAUCCCGAGAGAAAUCUUUGACCAGGAUUUGGAAGAAAAUAGCAAAAAUGUUCUGAAAAGACUAUGCUGUUUCCAUCGCCAAGAGGAUCUAUGGAGUAAAAAUCCUUUGAAAGCUUUGCCUGCUCUGUUAAAUUCUUCUAAUAUGCUGGCCUGUAGGGAGGGUCUCGUUCCAGCCUGUGUGCAUCCGCUAACUCAGGUUCCUGAUUCUCCUGUAGAGGGAUUAAGAAAAUUGAUGGUAGGGAUAUUCAGCACUCAGUUCAAGUGGAUACUCAGGCUAGGCAUCAAACGAUACCCAGGGCUUGGAAGGACAGUGUUGUGGACUGCAACAAAAACACAACACUGCAAGGCUCGACUCCUUUCAGCCGUGGGUAUGAAAGGUUCUUCUGUGAUGAAUAAGCUGUAUUCAGUUGAAGAAUCUUCAGAGAAAGUUGCUGACCUUGGUGCAGCUGUCAUGGUCAGUGUUGCCGGUUAUUACGGACUCAAACUAGAGGUGUCUAAACUCAUUGAAAGGGCGGAAAAAGGGGUGAAUGAGACUGAGCAGCCACCACCACCACAACCACAACCCGAGAUCUUGAUGCUUCUGAAAGCCUUGGAGGAGGUGGCUUUAUCUAGAGCCUUGAGAGAAUAUCUGAAGAAGAAGAAGAAGGCCGUCAAGACUGAAGAAUCGGGGAUAACACCGCCGCCUCCUCCUCCAAGACUUCUGCCCACUUGGCUCAACCGUGUAGGGGCUGGUGGUAAGUCCAGCUUGCAGCGAGAGGAGGAGAGGAUGUUGAAGUAUCAGCGUUCUCUCUUUCCAAGGAGGUGAUGAGAGGAAGGAGAAUAAGAGAUAGUUUCUUUUGGUUGAUUUUAGUGUUUUGUAACACGCGGAUGUUGAAGUAUUUUAGGGUUUUAUAAC